CCUAGUAAUAACUGAUCCACAAUGUAACGACGCGCUCAGGUGAUGAAUAAAUUCACACGACUUGUCUGAUUUACAGUUAAAUGACCCUGAUAACGUUCAAAAUGAGAGUUUGUGUUACCCAUAUAAUUAUAAUUAAAUCAUAAAAAAAUUACCAGCCUACGGUCUGCCAGUCAUUACUCGUCCAUUUGAUCUGUUUAUAGCAUUUUGUACAUACGUUGUGCAUGUAAUAUCGUAUUUAUUGUAACAAUAGUAUGCGAUUAUUCGUUCAAUAAUUCCUAUAUAUGUGAGAUGGAUUCCACAUAUAUACACACAACUUCCAUGGUUUAAUGUAUCAACAAUAUUACUUAAAAUUUAGUGAAAUAUUCUAUUAUGUCUUCAGUGUUGUUUAAAUUAAUUAUAAUUGUCAUAUUAUUUACUACUACUGCUAUGAGUUGGGAUGUCCAACUUAGUACUUCUCACAUUCAUGAACUACAAAUGGGUAAAAGUGUAGAAAUUCAUUUUAAUUCUACCACUUAUGAAAAUGAUAGUGAAGAAAGUAAAAUUGAAAUAAUUAGUACAGAUUCAGAGGUAAUAAUCACAUACCCUAGAUUUUUUGAUCUACCAAAAAAAGAUCAUCAAAGUACAUGGAAUGCUAAAUUUAAUAUUACUGGGCAAUUCUUAGGUUAUGCAAAAAUUUAUUUACAAAUGGUUCAAUUUAAAAAUGGUAAUGUAGUAUCCAUUACUAAUUCCAGUAAUAGCCACAUUAGUGUGACGGUUGUUAGAGAGCAGAGAUUUAUUGAUAAAGUCUUCCUAAUUUGUGUAGUUGUUCUUAUGAGUAUCAUAUUUAUAAAUUUGGGUUGUGCCAUAGAAGCAAAACAAAUAAAAGAAUGUCUUCAAAAACCUAUUGCUCCCAUUUCUUCAUUUGUUUCACAAUUUAUUAUUUUACCCAUUAUAAGUUAUUACUAUGCAAAAUUAAUUUUUCCAAAUCAAGUUGCCAUGCAGUUAGGACUUUAUUUUACUGGAAUAAGCCCUGGUGGUGGUGCAUCAAGUGUAUGGUCAGUUCUCUUAGGUGGUAAUAUCAAUCUUAGUGUAGUACUUACAACUAUUGGAACAUUAGAAUCAUAUAUCAUGAUUCCAUUUUGGGCUACUUUUCUUGGCAGUUAUAUAUUUGCUGUAGAGGAAUUACCAGUUCCUUAUUCCCGUAUUGGAUCAUCUAUUUUAUCAUUGAUUAUUCCUCUUAUAGUUGGAGUUUUAAUCCAACGAUUUAUGCCAAGAGUUUGCAAAGUAAUGGUUCGAGUAUUAAAACCAUUAUCUAGUUUCCUUAUACUAUUUAUAAUCAUAUUUGCUACUGUCAGUAAUUUGUAUCUGUUCAAAAUAUUUUCGUGGCAAAUUCUAUUAGCAGGAGCAUUAAUUCCAUGGACAGGAUAUAUUAUCGGUUUUAUUACAGCAUAUAUUGCACAAUUACCAGUGCCAGAUAUUAUAUCAAUGACAAUUGAAUCAGGUAUACAAAAUACUGGCAUUGCUAUUUUCAUGUUGAAGUUUUCGUUGGGACAACCAGCUGCAGAUAUUACAACAGUUGUACCUGUUGCUGUUGCAUUGAUGACACCAAUUCCUUUAACAGUAGCAUUCAUUUUUAAAAAAUGUUUACAGAAAAAAAAACAAGAAGAAAUUAUAGAUGUUGCCACCGUUACAAUGUUAAAUGAAAAUAAAGAAUAGAAACUAGAUAAAUAGCUAUUGUAUAUUAGUUAAGCUCAGUAUUAAUUAUAAACUUUUUAUUUUAUUCUUAUAUGAACCAUUAUAUCUUCAUUGUAUUUUAAUAAAAAGAAUCUCAAAGAAUGUAUUUUUGAAUGAAUAAAAAAUAAUUUUUCUUGGUUUUUUUAUUAUA
Messenger RNA from Daktulosphaira vitifoliae (grape phylloxera), 1864 nucleotides. RefSeq names its product P3 protein-like. Gene Ontology annotation, cellular component: membrane. The coding region runs from base 370 to 1695 and encodes 441 amino acids. The record is from RefSeq and is a predicted model, not a curated record. Lineage: Eukaryota; Metazoa; Arthropoda; Insecta; Hemiptera; Phylloxeridae. The transcript has 7 exons.